Molecule: messenger RNA, 2988 nt
Organism: Drosophila persimilis
Lineage: Eukaryota; Metazoa; Arthropoda; Insecta; Diptera; Drosophilidae
Gene: path
Product: proton-coupled amino acid transporter-like protein pathetic
Exons: 6
Coding region: 176-1585 (469 amino acids)
Biological process (GO): amino acid transmembrane transport
Cellular component (GO): vacuolar membrane
Molecular function (GO): amino acid transmembrane transporter activity
Source: RefSeq, a predicted model, not a curated record
UUAAAUAUGUAUAUUUAUUAAAAAAAACCCAUUUUCGUGCGAGCCGGUAGACCCGAUAAAAGUGUUAACCUCUCGCCUUCAUCUUAGUACAGUACACACGGAGAAAAAGAAAACCCAAAUCUCUGUUGUACACUGAGGAAAACGUCACUUGAAAAGCAGACAAAAUAUACACAAAAUGGUGAACAUUGUGGAUGGCGGCGCCAAGCAUGCGCCCCAGGAAAUGGAGCAGUUCCUGCCGGGCGAAGGAGGAAAAACAUACCAUAUACAACCACGCAAGGCGGACAACGAGCAGGCCCUGGGCAACAAUGAGUUCGAUCCGUUUGCACACCGCGACAAUGAGCAUCCCACGAGCGAUAAUGAAACGCUCACGCAUUUGCUUAAGGCCUCCCUGGGCACUGGCAUCCUGGGCAUGCCCAUAGCCUUCAUGUACUCUGGCAUUAUCAUGGGCAUCUUUGCCACCAUCUUCACCGCCUUUGUGUGCACGCACUGCAGUUAUGUGCUGGUGAAAUGCGGCCACAAACUGUACUACAAGACACGUCGCACCAAGAUGACAUUUGCCGAAAUUGCCGAGUCUGCAUUCCAGAAGGGCCCCAAGUGGAGCCGGGGCUUUGCCCCCGUGGCCAAGUUCUCGAUAUUGUUUGGCCUGUUCCUCACGUACUUCGGCACCUGUUCGGUGUACACCGUGAUUGUGGCUAAGAAUUUCGAACAGUUGAUCGAGCACUGGACGGGAACGGAAGUGUCCUCGCGUCUGCUCAUCUGCUCCCUGUUGGUGCCACUGAUCCUGAUUGCCUGGGUGCCGAAUCUCAAGUACCUGGCCCCCGUCUCGAUGGUGGCCAAUGUGUUCAUGGGCCUGGGACUGGGCAUUACCUUCUACUAUCUGACGCAGGAUCUGCCCCCGUUGGAGUCGCGUAAUUAUUUGGUGCUGGGCACCUUGCCGUCCUUCUUCUCCAUCACCAUCUUUGCGAUGGAGGCCAUCGGAGUGGUGAUGCCGCUGGAGAACAACAUGAAGACGCCACAGAACUUCCUCGGCCUCUGCGGAGUGCUCAGCCAGGGCAUGUCCGGCGUGACACUCAUCUACAUGCUUUUGGGUUUCCUUGGCUAUCUGCGGUACGGCGAGGACACGCAGCAGAGCAUCACCUUGAAUCUGCCCGUCCACGAGUGGCCCGCCCAGGCGGUGAAGGUCCUGAUUGCCUUGGCCGUUUACUGCACAUUCGGACUGCAGUUCUAUGUGUGCCUGGAGAUCGUCUGGGAUGGCAUCAAGGAGAAGUGCACCAAGCGUCCCAUGCUGGUCAACUAUGUGCUGCGCACUGUCCUGGUGACGGCUGCCGUUGUCCUGGCCAUUUCUGUGCCCACAAUCGCACCCUUCAUGGGUCUUAUCGGAGCCUUCUGCUUCUCCAUUCUGGGUCUGAUAUUCCCCGUGCUCAUUGAGCUGGUCCUCCAUUGGGACACUGGAUUCGGUAAAUACAACUGGAUUCUGUGGAAGAACAUUGUCAUCUGCAUCUGCGGCAUUGGCGCACUUGUCUUUGGCUCCCUUGCCGCUAUCCGAGAUAUUGUUGAAGUCUACACCGCAGUGGCACCCCAAUAAGUCGCCCCACCCUUUCCCCCCCGGCCAAAGGAGGUAGAGGAUUUGAGGAGGACUAGGAUGCCCCGUGCUAUAAUACCAAUAGGGUAUAGGAAUACUUAGGGAGAGCCGAAGCAGCGGGAGUGGCUCCGAUUCCUAGAAAUCAUCUAACUAUUGUUAGAUGUAAAAGAAACCUGCGCCCACGUUUUGUACAUUUUUCGUCUGUUGCUGUUUGUGUCUGUCUGUUGAUUAUUUCGGGACCCGUGGAAGCGUAUCUACAAUACACUAAAUAAGUGCCUAACUACUACAAACACACACAGCACCAACUAUGCCGUUUUAGCACGUUUAGAACGCUUGCACCCAUACACCCACACGUAAUGUAAGGUAGUUGAUAGGUCUGAAGGCAAGGAAAUGUCAUUUAGCAUGCAUUUAGUACAGAUCAGAGCAGACCGGAGAGCAGGUUGAAAUGAUUUCAAGUGAUCUCUUAAUGUUCCAAACGUUUCGGAAACAACUGAGAAACUGCAAAUGUACUAAAUGCACUUGAUGCGCAGGCAAACAUUUUCGAACUGUUUUACGUACAGUUUAGUACAGAGCUAAAAAACGAAGACAAACCAAAAAAGACUUACUUGCAAUCUCUUCAAUUACUUCCGUACCUCCUUGCCAACGCCUCACUCCCUCUCCCUCUCCCUCUCUCUCUCUGUUCUAAAAAAAGAGUAUUACGAAAGCAAGAAACCAAAAUUUGAAUUCAUCUUUCAUGCCACCAAUUUUUUUUUUUCCUUUUUUCACUCUGCUUUUUUUGUAUUUUGUUGUAGCAAAAAAAAUGUGUUGCCUACAUGAAUUUUUAGCAUGUUUUAGCUCGUAAGAAGCGUAAGAAAAUACGUUAGUUAGUGUGAAGAUGCUUUUGCAAAUCGGCUCGUAAUAUUGUAUGGCGGAUCGGCUGCUACAUUACUCAGAGAAUACCUAUUUUGAUAAAAAGGAAAGCCUAAAGCCUAAAGCCUGAAGCCUACAGCCGGGCGCAUAACAGAGUACAUGCAUACAUAAUACAUAAAUAAUAUUCAAUUGCCCCGAUAUUCACUGUACCAUGUAUAAACAAACAAUAUUUUAUUGUUGUUGUUGCAUACAGUUAUUUUUCUUCGUAUUUUAAUUGUAGCUUUAAAAACCAAUUACGAUAGCGAGAAACGAAACCUAUCGAAACCUAUUGAGUAAAAAUAAAAGUUGAAACAUUUUUUUAUAAAAGUCGGAUUAUGUCGCAUUUAAAUUCCUUUGAAGGCAACGAAGCAGAUCAGAUCAGAUCCGAUCCGAUCCAAUUUAUUUGUUAAACGUAGGCUUCUGUCAAUUGUUUAUACAUACUAUGUACGAUAUGUACCAUAUGUACGAGGAGUUCUAAUUAUAUAUCUGCCUAUAAAAUAAAAAGUAUUUAGAAUUGA